UCUUAAGCCCCAAGAAGAAGACAGGAAGAGCCAGACACGCGCACGGCCGCCGUCGACGCAUAAACCCCCAACCACCGCCGACCCUCGCCGCACACAUCAAGCAAGAACUGCAGCGGCGCUCCACGUCUGCGGUCUUCUCCCUCGGUUCCCUCCAGAUCAUACCUCACUCUCUCUGCUGCUGAGAUGGCCAGCACGGAAGCCCCGACGCCUGCGCAGGCACCUGUCUGCUCGAUCGUGAAAGAAGCGCCUGCUCCUGCUGACUCGAAGCCUGUGGAGCCACCUGUUUGCUCGAUCGUCAAGGAAGCGCCGGCUCCUGCCACCGGCUCGACGCCGAAGAAGAAGAUCUGCUGUGCUUGCCCUGACACCAAGAGGCUGAGGGACGAGUGCAUCGUAGAGUACGGAGAAUCCGCGUGCACCAAGUGGAUCGAAGCUCACAAGAUAUGCCUCCGGGCUGAGGGGUUCAAGGUCUGAUUCUUCACUAGCCAGGCUGACGAUGUUACUUUCAUGGAUGUUACAGUACAUGUGAUUUAGGUUGAGAUGCAGUUAUGCCGCUGGGAUUCAUAGACUAGUAAACCUGUUUUUGCAAUGUCUGAAUGGUUAGCGAGUUUGAUGCUGAUUUUCAUGGGAAAUAAAUUGCUGAUGAGCGUGACUUUAUGGUUAA
This is a messenger RNA of Lolium perenne, 661 nucleotides long. RefSeq lists its product as uncharacterized. The record is from RefSeq and is a predicted model, not a curated record. NCBI's taxonomy places the organism in Eukaryota, Viridiplantae, Streptophyta, Magnoliopsida, Poales, Poaceae. Gene Ontology annotation, cellular component: mitochondrial intermembrane space. Gene Ontology annotation, molecular function: copper chaperone activity; copper ion binding.